AUGGCCCGGCUAAGCAUGGUCGGAUCCUACUGCAAUGCCUUUGGGCGAGAUAUCGAACAUCUCACGGUUGAGGUUACCUAUGACCUCCACGUCAACAUUUUCGAUACUUUAAGAACUCAAUACGCGAUACCCGAGUCCAUCAUCGCUCGCCCUACGUUUGAGGGAAGGAAACACGCCUCGGACCUCAUUUUCAACUACGCGGGCAUCUCUAUUUGCGUUUUUGAUUACCCGGCGAGCAGAGCCGGAAGGAAUGCCUCGCUGCCAUCUACACCACUUCCGCCAAUAUUAGCAGGAGAUAGUUCUACGGCUUUUGAUGGGUUCCCUCUAGUAUUCGAGGACCAAUAUCUCCAACUCAUUUCGACGCUACCUUUGGAUGCGAAUGUAUAUGGCUUGGGUGAAAUCAUCGCCUCGUCGGCUUUAAACGGGACACUAAAGGGACAAUACAAGCGAUGUGGGCGCGUGAUCGAGCCGAAUCUGUGGAUGAGAGUCUUUAGUAAAACGUCUCUCCGUGAACGUUCUGAACUUAUCUUUACUAGUGCCGCUGGAGGAGAUAUUCUUCUGUUUACUCCCCAAGACUCACUGCUGUCCGUUCUACAAUACCAGUUAAUCGGCGGAGUUCUGGACUUUCACUUCUUUUCCGGUCCGAAUCCUCAAGACGUUGCGCGACAGUACAGCGAUCUAGUUGGUCGGCCUCCGUGGCAACCUGUCAAUAAAUCCGACAUGGUGAGAGAUCACUUCUGCAAUGUUGCAUUUUCUAACAAAUCUGACAGUACCUUCCUUACGCCUUCGGUGUUGCUCAGUCUGUCAAGUUCUUCUGUCAUGCCCCUUGAUGCUGACAGAAGCCCCAGGGGUAUCUUCAUGACGAAUCCAGACGGCUUCGAAUACGUCGGCCAAGUAUGGUCCGGAUACAUGGUUUUCCCUGAUUGGUUUCGGAACAACACCCAGCACGGAACGAGUGCUAAUCUGACAAACACUAGUGUCCCGUUCAUUCUUCCCGGCCAACCCGGAAAUCCUAUUUUAGAUUAUCCAGAAUGUUACGACCGUGCAGCUUAUGCUCCCAGUGGAAAAAUAACUGUUAACGGAACAUCGACUUGUACGGUCACCAUCAAUCAGACUCUCAACCGAUUCGGCAGACUGUCGACUGAUAGUGUUGCGACCAAUGCGACGCACGUAAACGGCAUAAAAGCUACCUACCAAGCGCUGAAGGACAGCUUACCUGGAAAGGGGCCGUUCGUCAUCAGUCGAUCGACUUUCACUUCCUCUGGCAACUUUGGCGAUAAUCACUCUCUCAUUCAGGGUAUCCAGCAGUUUCAGUUAUUUCAGACACCUUUUGUCGGUGCCGAUGCCUGUGGAUUCAAUGACGGGAACACUGAUGAAGAGCUGUGUAAUCGGUGGAUGCAGUUAGCUGCAUUUCCACCAUUUUAUCGCAAUCAAAAUAUCAAGGGUGCAAUCUCUCAGAAACCUUACCGCUGGGACAGCUACACCCUGUUCGCGAACGCAUCUCUGUAUGGUACUUCACCUGUUUGCCCGCUCUUCGGAUUUCCGGAUGAGCAAGAGCUGUUCGGUGUUGACAAGCAGUUCUUGAUUGGACGGGACAUUUCGGUGACGCCCUUAUUAGAACCCAACGUCUCUAUUGUUGAUGUCUUUCCCGGACGUAGUAGUGUCGUAUGGGGGGACUGGUACACCCACGAGCUCGUUAAUGCGACAUCGGGUGGUAACACGAGUCUUUCGGCGCCGCUAGGACAUAUCAACCUCCAUGUUCGCGAUGGAACGGCUAUUCUCCUCCACGCAAAAACAGCGUACACCAUCGAAAAGACCCAUCAAGGACCGUACUUGUUACUUGUGUCUCUGCCCUCGAACGGCAUCGCCUCAGGCUCGGCUUACAUUGGUGACGAUGUGACUGCUCUGCCAACUCCUAAUACAACGUUGGCUUUCUCUGUUUCGGAGAGUAGGUCAGUCAUUACACCUGUUGGGAACUUCAAUGUGUCGCGGAGGCUUUGUUCUGUUACGGUCUUGGGUGUGCCAGCUCGGCGCAGCGCCGUGACUCUUGGCGAUCAAGCACCGUUGUGGGUGUUUCAAAAAACUCUGCAGAAACUUUACUUGAUGGAGUUGGACGUGGACCUCGACCACCCUGUCUUUCUUUAG
Molecule: messenger RNA, 2145 nt
Organism: Guyanagaster necrorhizus
Lineage: Eukaryota; Fungi; Basidiomycota; Agaricomycetes; Agaricales; Physalacriaceae
Exons: 15
Coding region: 1-2145 (714 amino acids)
Biological process (GO): carbohydrate metabolic process
Molecular function (GO): hydrolase activity, hydrolyzing O-glycosyl compounds; carbohydrate binding
Source: RefSeq, a predicted model, not a curated record